Purpureocillium lilacinum is the source of this 921-nucleotide messenger RNA. RefSeq lists its product as uncharacterized. NCBI's taxonomy places the organism in Eukaryota, Fungi, Ascomycota, Sordariomycetes, Hypocreales, Ophiocordycipitaceae. Gene Ontology annotation, biological process: adenosine catabolic process; inosine biosynthetic process. Gene Ontology annotation, molecular function: adenosine deaminase activity. The record is from RefSeq and is a predicted model, not a curated record.
AUGCCAGACGGCAAGCACGAUUACGAUCUCAAAACCUUCUUCCCGCUCUUCAGCAGCUACAUCUACAACCUCCUGACGGACGAGGAGUCGAUCCGCCACGCCGUCACAUCCGUCCUCGACGACUUCCUCGCCGAUGGCGUCGUCUACCUCGAGCUGCGCACCACGCCGCGCGCCACGGCCCGGCUCUCCGCCGAGGCGUACGUCCGGCUGCUGCUCGACGCCAUGCGCGCGUGGGAGGCCCUCCACGGGGACGCCAUGCACGUGCGCCUCAUCCUGUCGGUCGACAGGCGGCACGACCUCGCGACCGCGGAGUCGAUCCUCGCGCUGGCGGCGCGGCUGCGCUCCGAAGCGCCUCCCGACGACGACGGAUCCAACGCCGGCGCACGCAUCGUCGCCCUCGACCUCUGCGGCGACCCGACCGCGCGCCCCGACGGACAAGUCGCCGUCUUCACGCCCGUUCUCGGCGCGGCGGCGCGGGCCCCCCACGGGCUGGGCCUGACGGUGCAUUUCGCCGAGGCGGAGGCCAGCGGGUCGCGCGCCGAGCUGGACGUCUUGCUGGAUUGGCGGCCUGGGCGGCUGGGCCACGUCAUCUGGGAGGACGAGGAGGCGCGGCGGGAGAUUGCCCGGCGCGGGCUGUGCCUCGAGCUGUGCCUGAGCUGCAACGUGCAGGCGGGCAUGGUGCGCGGCGGCUUCGAGGGCCAUCACUUUGGCCACUGGCGCGGCGUCGACGGCCCGCGGCUGUCCCUCGGGACCGACGACGUGGGUGUCUUCGGCAGCCCCCUUUCCAACGAGUACCGCCUCGUCGCGCAGCACUUCGAUCUCGACCGCGGCCAGAUAUGUGCCCUCGCGCGGCAGGCCAUAGACUCCAUCUUUGGCGGCGAGGCCGAGAAGCAGAGGCUGCGGGACAUCAUGUGGCCUUGA